This is a messenger RNA of Jaminaea rosea, 420 nucleotides long. RefSeq lists its product as hypothetical. The transcript has a single exon. The coding region runs from base 1 to 420 and encodes 139 amino acids. The record is from RefSeq and is a predicted model, not a curated record. NCBI's taxonomy places the organism in Eukaryota, Fungi, Basidiomycota, Exobasidiomycetes, Microstromatales.
AUGCGCUCUUCAUCCUCAACGGCAUCAUCACGACGCAGCUCUCACGGGCGCGCCCUUCUCGGACUCCUUAUCAUCGCUCUCCUCGCCACGCUCAGCAAUGCGGCCCCUACCCAGCCAGGUGGCAAUGUGAUCAUCGCUGGCGUCGGUCAGCUUGAGCCAGCACUCGCAGGCGAGGCCUCUUCACUACCAGCAACGCAGCAGCCCCUCGAGCGAUCUCAUCACGAAUCACGGUCCGCCCAAUUUGUCAAGCGAGGGAUGACAGAGAACGCCGUUCUAGGAGCGAGGACGUUCUCCUCUGGAGGGAUGGGAUCGUCGAGAUCACGCGUCGGCAGACCGAGAUUGAUGCCCUUCCCCGCGUUGGAUGAGCCGAUUAGACGAGUGGGCGGUCUGAUGGAGGCUGUCAGGACAAGGGGAUAUUAA